AUGCCUGAAAUACCCGAACACGACUAUGACUAUGAAUCACUUCCGGAUACCUCUUCUCUUAGCGUAAACUUAAUAGCGGGAGCACUGGCUGGAAUAGGAGAGCAUACAAUAAUGUAUCCAGCUGACAGCAUAAAGACACGCAUGCAAAUACUCAAUCCAACACCGCAAGCUGUCUACACCGGUGUAGGAAACGCAAUAACUCGCAUUUCUACAACUGAAGGCAUCAGAACAUUAUGGAGAGGAGUAAAUUCAGUCAUCCUGGGAGCAGGCCCCUCUCAUGCUCUGUAUUUCGGAACGUACGAGUUUUGCAAAGAUUUUUUCGGGGGUAAUAAGCCAGAUGGACAUCACCCGAUCGCUACAGCUGCAGCUGGAGCAUGUGCAACCAUAGCAAGUGAUGCAUUGAUGAAUCCAUUUGAUGUAAUCAAACAACGAAUGCAGAUACACGGCUCAAUCCACAGAAACGUAAUAGAGUGUGCACGCACAGUCUACCUUCGUGAAGGAUUAAUUGCCUUUUACAUAUCAUAUCCUACUACUCUCACAAUGACAAUCCCAUUCCAAGCAGUCCAAUUUUCAUCCUACGAGUAUUUCCGAAAAGUGCUAAAUCCCUGCGGAGACUAUGAUCCCAAAACUCAUGUGAUGGCAGGUGGAUUGGCAGGGGCUAUUGCAGCAGCUGCCACCACUCCACUCGACGUUGCCAAGACUUUAUUACAGACAAGAGGAACGUCCAGUGACAUGCGAGUGAGAAAUUGCAGUGGACUUUUUGAUGCAUUUAGAAUUAUAAAUGAGAUAUAUGGUCUAAAAGGAUUUAUAAGAGGAAUAAGACCAAGAGUAUUGUCACAUAUGCCAAGCACUGCUAUAUGCUGGAGCGUCUAUGAAUACUUCAAAUGGCAACUCUACGAGUUGAGGGCUCGAAGCGAAACUGGUUAUCGAUUGAAUAUUGCGACUGAGGGCAGACUCGGUCAAUUAAGCGGAAAAAUAAUAACCAGAUUCGAAGGAGGAUUUGCUACGACAUUGCUUGAUGGCAGCAGCAUUUCUCAGUAG
This is a messenger RNA of Paraglomus brasilianum, 1041 nucleotides long. NCBI's taxonomy places the organism in Eukaryota, Fungi, Glomeromycota, Glomeromycetes, Paraglomerales, Paraglomeraceae. The record is from the annotation of a GenBank genome assembly.